Messenger RNA from Aplysia californica (California sea hare), 7388 nucleotides. RefSeq names its product trichohyalin. The record is from RefSeq and is a predicted model, not a curated record. Lineage: Eukaryota; Metazoa; Mollusca; Gastropoda; Aplysiida; Aplysiidae.
UUUCUUUCUCGCUAAAUCGGACCAUGCUGCCGUAACACCGCAUCUCAAACGCAGUUAUUUUCUUUUCUUCUUUCUGUGUGCUAUAGUAAGGCCUGUGCAAUGUAAUCUCAAAAUGGAAAACGGGAGAACUAAUUUGACAUGUUUCUCAAAUAUAGUCGACGUUCACUGUGCAAGUGGUUCUUUGAAGGGCUGGCAUGAAAGUAAUAAGCAAACGAUUGUAUAGGCAAAACAUUUUUAAUUCGUUUUCAGCCCCCCCCCCCCCCAUUCUCACCUCUUUCACCCAUUACUGGUAGAAGAAUUAAAAUUAGAAUAUAGGAGAAAAGUAAAAGAGUAUCAUUUAUUGACUAUUCACCGUAAGGGACAUUACAUAGAGUGUACACCGGUUAAGCGAGUCAAAACUUGUCUAUCAAUAGAGGUGGAAAAAAGUUUCGGAGAAAAUAGAGCAAUUUGGGUGUAAAAAAAAGUAUUGCCCCUGUGUUUACUUUUUUGGAUACUACUUUACCUUCAGCCCGGAAUUUAUAAGCCAUUUAUACUUCUAUAAAGUUCAUUGUGGUGUGUAGAUCACUGAAAACUGUGCAUCCAAGUUCGCUGAAGAAUCUUCGACGGUUGACAAGCAAGACAAAUUUGUUUAAAAAUGGCCGCCUUGGAUAAUUUCAGUUUCCACGGGCCUGUUCUUCGCAUCGUAAUGGGUUGAAGGAGAGUGUUUCAGCUUUGAACUUUUUUUUUCACCAUCACUACACUGACCACACUAUCAUAAAGUUCAUAUGGAUGUGACAUAGAGCUGAGGUGAAGAAUAAAGUGGAAACGAAAUGGCUCUACAAUCACAGACACAGGUGCAAAGUACCCAAGGCCGACUGCUGGAUGACCUUCAGAAAGCACGUGAGACGGAGCAGAAGCUCAAGGAGACCCAGUCUGAGGAGAUGAAGGAAGUGGAGAGCUACGUGGAGCACAUACGUCACCUGUCUGACGAGAGGGAGGCACUCAUACAGGAACUGGAGGCCGAAAAUGAAGGUCUGAAAGCUCAAGUAGUCAACCUGGAACAGGGUAAUAACGAGGCAGCUCAGGCGGAGAUAGUGGAGAUGUUGACCCAGCAAGGUCUGGCGGAGAUUUCUGACGCCACUCAGAGCGAGCAGAUAGCUUACCUCCUGGUGGAGAGGGCAAGGCUCCUGGACGAGCUGGAGGAGCACAACAACAGCAACAGCAACAACAACAGCAACAACAACAGCAACAGCAAUAACCCCAGUCCCAACGUGGAUGGUAGGUCCUCUGAGAUGGAACUGAAGCAAAUUCUGGAACAGGAGCGCGGAGACUUCGAGGAGGAGUUGAGCCAACAGCGAGAGAGUGCCAUUAUGAUGAAGGAGCAGCUCAAACAGGAGCACGAGGAGGAGAUAAACGCGCUGAUGGAGGAGAACAGUAAGCUGGAGGAGGACCUUCAGAAGGCAGAGAUGAUGGUCUCACAGCUGAAGGCAGAGCUGAACAAGUUCGAAGAAGGCGACGCGGCUGACAGCGGACUCCUCUCCUCCCUCCCUCGCCCCUCCUCCAACAAAGAGGGAGACGAUGAGGAGAGGAAGAAGAUGGCAGAGGAGAGGAAUGAGCUGAAUAAGAGAAGAGAGGAUCUGGAGAAGGAGAUGGCUGAAGUGGAGAAUGAGAAGGAAGAGUUGAAGAAGGAGAAGGGUGAGAUAGAGAAGGAGAAAGCCAGCCUUGAAAGUGAAAGAGCGAGUGUGAAGAAACAGACGGCCAAGCUGAGUCAGCUACAGGGGGAGGUGGACACGGAACAGGAGGCUCUCGCGAAGGAGAAACAGGAGGUGCAGCAGGAGAAGGAGGGGGUGAGGGAGGAGAAGGAGGAGGUGCGGCGGGAGAAGGAGGGGGUGCAAAAGGCGCGGCAGGAGCUGGACAACCGGAGAGCCGACCUGGAACAGGAGGAGGAGGAGUUCCACAAGGAGAAGGAGGCGUGGGAGAAGGAAAACAAAGACAGUCCCAGAGCUCAGUCCCUGCGUAAUGGAAGCCCCUCAAGGUCACCUAACGACAUGGCCAUUCGCAAAAUUAUCGAGGAGAAAACAAAGAUUGAGGGGGAGCUGGUCACCAUUAGGACCCAGCUGCGAUCGUUACAGAAGGAGAAAGAUUCACAUGACGACGUGACCAGCAUCGAUUCCAUAUCCAAGGAAAAGCAGAGUUUAUCCGAGAAAUGCGACUCCCUCAACUCGGAAGUGAAGACUCUCCGCGUGGACGCGAUGAAGUCGUCAACUCUCCAGGACAUCGUGGACAUUCUGAGCAACGACAAGAAGCAGCUCUCCGAGUCUCUUGAGUCCCUCAAGAGCAAGUUCGAGCAGACGAGUAGCGAGAAGGAGCAGCUGGCCAAUCAGAACAACCGUCUGUCCAAGGAGGAGCAGGAGCUGACCAAUCAGCUACAGGCGUGCAAGGAGGAGCUGGAGCGCGUGCAAAGGGAGAGGGAUGGGCUGAGCAGCGACAAACACGAGCUGCUGCAGGUCAAGGUUAAGCAGGAGGAGGUGGAGGGGUUGCUGCGGGGCGAGUUGGAGGAGAUGAGUAAGGUCAAAGAAAAAUUUGUCAGCCAGACGGAGAGCCUGAGUAAAGAGAACAAAGAUCUUCUCAACAAACUGGAGCAGACGAGAGAGGAGCUGGACGCAGCCAAGACACAAGUGCAGGAGCUUGCCAAGCAGCAGAUCAUCAUUGACCACCUGAAGGAGCAGAAUCAGAGCCUGCAGCUACAGAUGAAGACGUCCCACGAGGAGCUGGACAAGUCCAAGGACAGGGAGACCAUGCUCAUCACCACGCAGCAAUCCUUACAGAAAAGCCAUGACGACAUUGAAAAAAGACACACUCACGAAAUCGACGACCUGAAGCUGAAGCUGGAACUGACCCUGCAGGAGCUGGCAAAGACCAAGAAGUCGUGGGAGGACCUGGCUCAGGACAAGGAAGGGCUGGAAGAGAAUCUCAAGAGGACGGAGAAACUUCUCCACGAGAGUGCGGAGGUCAAGGACAUUCUAGAAGAGGAGAAGAGACAGAAGAACGGCCUGAAGCUGGAGAUCAACAGGCUGGAGCUGCAGCUGGCCGAGAAAACUGUGGAAGCCGACAAGUUCGAGUCUGAACGCAAGCAUCGGUUGGAGCUUGAGUCCAAAGUGGGAACGCUUCGGGACGUGGAAGAAAGCCUAAAGGUAAUCAGCCGUGAGCUGGAGAAAGAACGGAAAAUGCGAGAAAGCCUCGAGUUCCACUCAGAGGAACUGGAAAAAACGCUGUCUGUGCGUGUGAGCCGCGAGGACUUAGUUCAGGCUGAGGAGGAGGCAGACCGGGAGAGGGAGUGCCGGAUAGAGCUGGAGGCCAAGGUGAAGGACACAGAGACGAAGGUCAGAGAGCUGGAGCGUGCGGUGAAGGAGGCAGAGAUCAGCGGCACCUCGUCUUCGGAGCAGCUUCAGAACGAGCGAACUUUGAGGCUGAGUCUUGAGGCCAAUGUCAAGGAACUACAGUCAGCUUUAGCAGAACAGAGCUCCGCUGAGGAGCUGAGCAGGCUGAGGUCUGACCUGAACAAGGAGCGGGAGGCGGUGCGAGAGCUGCAGGAGUCGAGGGAGGACGUGGAGCUCCUGUGUGGGGAGUUGGAGAAGGAGAGAGGACUCAGGGCGGAGCUCACGCGACAGGUUGCUGAACUGGAGGCGGCGAAUGAAGACUCUGCCUCGUCGACCUUGAAGGCGACCUUGGACGAACUGGAGCGGGAGCGAAGGGCGAGGGCGGAGUGCGACAUGCGACUACAGGAAAUGGAACAAGUGCUGGAGGACCAGAGGAUGGACAGCGACAGUCUACAGCACAGCAUGAGUGGGAAGAUGAAGUCACUGGAAAAGCGAGUGCAGGCGCUCCAGGAUGAUCUGUUUGCGGCACAAGACGAGCUGCAAUCUUUCCAGGACAGAUACGAUCAGGCCAUGCAGGAAGCAGAAGUGGCCAAGCUGGAAGCUGCCAGGAGUCAGGUGCAGACGUCCAAUCAGAGGUCGGCUCUCAGAUCACCCGCGGCAGAUUCAACUGACGGAGACAAGCACCAACAGGACCUGGAGCUCUCCCUUCUGUCCACGUCUGCCAAACUGCAGGAGACGCUGAACGAGCUGAACACGCUCAAGUCGCAGCUGUGUCGCACGCAGGAGGAGCUCAACGGUCGCGACACUGACGUCAUUCACUCCAGGAAAGAGGUAGAGCUGCUGAAACAGUCGUUAGAGAUGAGCACAAACCAGCUGGAAGUGAGCGAAGACGAGCUACGGAACUUGCGUCGUGAACUGGCUGAUGCUAAUUGCGCCACAAAGAUCGCGGAGAGUCGGCUGGCGGACAAACAAGCCAAGCUGGAUGCGGUGGUGCAGGACCGAGACGAGAUCCAGCGGGAACUGGACACCCUGUGCGACGAGCAGCAGCAGCGGGUGACCCCGCGACCUCUCGACCCCACCUUCUACGGGGAGGAGGAGCGGCAGGAACACGUGGACCGUAUCGGCAGCCUGGAGAAACUGUCCCGUACACUGGAGCUGGACAAUAGAGAGAUGGCCAGGAAGCUGUCGGACACCAUGUCUAAAUGUGAGACUUAUGAGGAGCAGCUGCAGAGGGAAAAACUGAGGAGCACAGGAGUUGUCUCAGAUAAAGUCAGAAAUGUCCCGAGUCAAGUCAAACAACGAGCGACUGGAAAGUCACCUGCAGUCAGAGAGCAAACAGCGGCUGGACCUGGAGAACAGAAACAGCGUCAUCGACAACGAGAUGACAAAGGUCUGGAGCCAAGUGAGGAGUCUGAUGGAGAAGAACGCAGAGCUGGAAUCGAAUCAUCGCACAGCGGAGCAAGAACUUAACCUGAAAAAGAGCGCUCUGCGACAGGUGGAGACAAACCUGGUGCAGAAAGAAGCCACUUACGAAGCUUCGUCAAAGGCCAUUUUGGCGCGAGCUGAAGCUGCCGAACGAAAAGACAACAAACGUGGAUUUGCCAAGGAUUUGCAGCAGGAGCUGGAGGAGGUCACGCAGAAACUGCUCAACGUGGAGCGCCAGCUGUCGGCCGCCGACACGGGCAAAGGUCAACUGGAGGACACCAAGGACAAGUUGGUCACCAUUCGCAACCAGCUCGAGGGGGAGAAACUGCAGAGAACGCUGCUGGACCAGACGGUGGCGGAGCUCAAACACCAGGUGGCGCUGCUCAAACAAAGAGAGGCCAAAGUGAGCUCGGAGAACAAGGAGCUGCAGCACACCAUCCUUGACCUUGAGGGACGGCUGAACCAGUUGCAGGACACUUCGUCAGCUGUGUCUUACGACCCGCAAAUCAUUUCUGACGUGGGCAAGAGGUCACUGAUGGACCAGAUCGGCCGUCUCCAGCGGGAAGUCAAGGACCUUCAGUACGAGCUCUACAACGUGAGCGAGCGACGCGACGUCGACGUCAAGAGGUAUGAGGAGAGGAAGUUACGGACAAAGGAGAAGCUGAUGAAAGCUAGAGAGUUUUACACGUCGGAGCGGAGCAAGUACAUGGACCACAUGAAGCACCUGGACGAUGACCUGAGGCUGACCCGAGCCACACUGACCAAGGAGCUCCAGUGGCGGGAGAAGAUGGACGACAGCUACAAGCAGUUGCUGCGCGAGAAAAGGGACCUUAUCACUCAGUUGUCGGAGCUGGAAGAGUCGUCGAGGGACAAGUCCCGCGGUCUGUCCAUGGCACAGGUGCGCAGCAAGUACCUGGAGGAGGAGAACUCGCGUCUGCAGGACCGCCUCCAGGCUGUGUGUCAGCAGAAGCAUAACCUGGACAGGUUGCUCAAGGACCACGGCAAGAGAGAGAAAAUCCGCGCAGCCUCCCCCGUAGAGCACACAGGCUGCACCAGCGGCCUUGGGAACAGCCUGGACUCGGCCUGGGACCCCAACGACCGCCUGGACAGCUGUGGUCAGUCCUGGUCAUCCUCCCACCAGGUGGACCCUCCGGCCAACUUUCGCAAAACAGGAGGCAGCGGGGGUCUCGUGGCGGAGCACAACACCAGUGGCGGCAGGGGAGAGCAGCAUCCCGGAGGUUUGGUCCGCGGCUUGAACAUCUACGAGAACAGCCAGCCCGUCGGCUUGAAGCACGCGAAAAGCUGCGGCAACAUCAGCAUGAACAGCGCCAGCAGGAACAGCGGCAGCAUCAGCAUGAACAGUGCCAGCAGGAACAACGGCAGCAUCAGUCUGUACCCUCAGAUGACCGGCGACUACUCCCUCUACUCGGAAAUUGACGAUUUGAAAGUGAGAGACGAUUACGACGAUGAAGAUGACGAGUUUGAAGCAUGACCCGCCAUUAGUGUGGUGUGACCUGUGUGUGUAAAUUAGCUGUCCAAAGUUUGUGAAUAUGUUUGGGUCUUGUUUGAUUUUGGUCCUCUUUAUUGUGUGCAAGUAAAGAAUUUAAUUUUUUUUCUUUCUUCCCAGUCCAGUGUGGUUUCUGAGUAGUGUUGGAAGAAAUACCAAACAACGACUAAGCCCUGUGCUGAGUUCAAAUGUCAUUCUGCAUUAGUUUGUGUUUGGGAAACCUAAAAUUGCCGUGUUCUGUUUCCCUCUGCUGUACUGGCUUGCCUGUUUCCUGGGUAUUUUACUAAUGUUGGUCAGAGCCCAAACAAAAGUACAGAGUCGAUGUUUCAAUUUCAUGUAGACAAAGGGGAACUCAUUUUUCUUGGGCGUUUUCAUUUUUCAUUACGUUACUAUUCUUUUUCUGGUCCGGUGGCAAAAAACAAACAUUCUGUGGGUAGGAUCAUGCAAUACUUUCUUUUUUUUCUUACAGUCAUAAGUCUGUCCUUUUCCCCCCACAGUUCAGCGAGUGUAUGUUAAUUCAUUGUUUUAUCGUACUGAUAGCUGAAGUGUUGUUGUUUCAUGGUUUGAAGUAAGUUCUCCAAGGUAAUGAAGUUUCGCAUUGUGCUUAAGUUGUGUGGAACACUGUGGGAUUUAGAGAAGAUUUCCAUGAUUGUUUGUGUACUCUUAAUUAUUGUGCAGGUUGCUAUGAAAGGCAGGAGUCGGUCUGUGAUAAUAAAUAUAAUGUUCGACUCCUUGGACAAUUUAUCAUUCAUGGUUAUUUCAUGUACACAUUUUGCGUCAAUAGCAACUGUUCAUUAAGAUUCAUCGUCACAGUUCACAUGUGUGACGAGGUUGAUUCAUCUGUAUAAGAAGCCUCUUCACCACAGCUCAUUCAUUGUUUUUCCACUUUAUUUUUGUAAGAAUUUUAAAAAUCAUUGCAUUUUGUAAUGUCUGAGCUUUGUUGUCUGAUCAGAACCAUCUCUUCAUUUUCUGUGUUUGUUGACUCAUUUUCAAACUUAAAAUACAUUCAUCCUACUCUGCCGUGUCAAGGGAGAGCGACGUAUCUGCACUUUUUAUGAUUUUGAUUUACGUCACGCUGCCAUUGGAAAUAUGGGCAU